Messenger RNA from Molossus molossus (Pallas's mastiff bat), 888 nucleotides. RefSeq names its product troponin T2, cardiac type (gene TNNT2). Gene Ontology annotation, biological process: sarcomere organization; regulation of muscle contraction; cardiac muscle contraction. The record is from RefSeq and is a predicted model, not a curated record. The transcript has 14 exons. Gene Ontology annotation, cellular component: troponin complex. The coding region runs from base 1 to 888 and encodes 295 amino acids. Lineage: Eukaryota; Metazoa; Chordata; Mammalia; Chiroptera; Molossidae. Gene Ontology annotation, molecular function: troponin I binding; troponin C binding; tropomyosin binding.
AUGUCUGACGCAGAAGAGGCCGUGGAGGAGUACGAGGGGGAGCAGGAAGAAGCAGCUGCGGAAGAGCAGGAAGAGGCUGCGGAAGAGGAGGCAGCAGAAGAGGAGGCUGACGGGGAGGCGGAGGCGGAGGCGGAGGCGGAGGCCGAGGAGACCAACGCAGCCGAUGACAGACAGGAAGAGGACGGUAAAGAGGCUGGAGAUGGCCCCGUGGGGGAGUCCAAACCCAGGCCCAGGCCAUUCAUGCCCAACCUGGUGCCGCCCAAGAUCCCCGACGGAGAGAGAGUGGACUUCGAUGACAUCCAUCGGAAGCGCAUGGAGAAGGACCUGAAUGAGCUGCAGACGCUGAUCGAAGCUCACUUUGAGAACCGGAAGAAGGAGGAGGAGGAGCUUGUCUCGCUCAAAGACCGGAUUGAGAAGCGGCGGGCAGAGCGGGCGGAGCAGCAGCGCAUCCGCAGCGAGCGGGAGAAGGAGCGGCAGACCCGCCUGGCGGAGGAGCGAGCCCGACGGGAGGAGGAGGAGAACCGCAGGCGGGCGGAGGACGAGGCGCGCAAGAAGAAGGCCCUUUCCAACAUGAUGCACUUCGGAGGUUACAUCCAGAAGACGGAGCGGAGGACUGGGAAGAGGCAGACGGAGCGGGAAAAGAAGAAGAAGAUUCUGGCCGAGAGGAGGAAGGUGCUGGCCAUCGACCACCUGAACGAAGACCAGCUGAGGGAGAAAGCCAAGGAGCUGUGGCAGAACAUCUAUGACCUGGAGGCUGAGAAAUUCGACCUGCAGGAGAAGUUCAAGCAGCAGAAAUACGAGAUCAAUGUCCUCCGGAACAGAAUCAACGACAACCAGAAGGUCUCCAAGACCCGAGGGAAGGCCAAGGUCACUGGGCGCUGGAAGUAG